Molecule: messenger RNA, 6654 nt
Organism: Stegastes partitus (bicolor damselfish)
Lineage: Eukaryota; Metazoa; Chordata; Actinopteri; Pomacentridae
Gene: ap3d1
Product: adaptor related protein complex 3 subunit delta 1
Exons: 35
Coding region: 234-4073 (1279 amino acids)
Biological process (GO): synaptic vesicle budding from endosome; protein targeting to vacuole; neurotransmitter receptor transport, postsynaptic endosome to lysosome
Cellular component (GO): AP-3 adaptor complex; endosome membrane; terminal bouton
Source: RefSeq, a predicted model, not a curated record
GCCAUUUUGUCAGCCAUUUCCUACACUGAUCCAUUGCCAGCGUCUCUGCACGGCACAGGACGCCCCGUCUGGCCUCCGCUUCAGCUGCCCGGGACUCGGUAAACAGCGGCGGACCCUGCACGCACGGUACCCGGGUGGAUGAGACACGGUGUCGCGGGUCGCUCGGCUCCCACUAGACCUCCGCAAGGCGCUCGGCCCCCGCAGGACAGAAGCGGUACAAGUCGCAGACAGACAUGGCUUUGAAGAUUGUCAAAGGGAGCAUCGAUCGGAUGUUCGAUAAAAACCUCCAGGAUUUAGUACGUGGCAUUCGGAACCACAAGGAGGACGAGGCCAAGUACAUCUCCACAUGCAUCGAUGAGAUCAAGCAGGAGCUCAAGCAGGACAACAUCGCUGUCAAAGCCAAUGCCGUGUGCAAGCUCACCUACCUUCAGAUGCUCGGCUAUGAUGUCAGCUGGGCCGCUUUCAACAUCGUUGAAGUCAUGAGCUCCUCCAAGUUUACAUACAAGAGGAUUGGCUACCUGGCGGCCUCACAGUGCUUUCACGAGAGCACAGAUGUCAUCAUGCUGACAACCAAUCAGAUCCGAAAGGAUCUCAGCAGUCCCAACCAGUACGACACUGGUGUUGCCCUCACCGGCCUCUCUUGUUUUGUGACCCCUGACCUGGCUCGGGACCUGGCCAAUGACAUCAUGACGCUGAUGUCCCACACUAAACCUUACAUCAGGAAGAAGGCCGUGUUGAUCAUGUAUAAGGUGUUUCUGAAGUACCCAGAGUCCCUGCGUCCCGCCUUCCCCCGGCUCAAGGAGAAGCUGGAGGACCCAGACCCAGGCGUCCAGUCAGCAGCAGUAAAUGUCAUCUGUGAGCUGGCCCGGAGGAAUCCCAAGAACUACCUGUCUCUGGCCCCGCUUUUCUUUAAACUCAUGACCUCCUCUACUAAUAACUGGGUUCUCAUUAAGAUCAUCAAGCUGUUUGGCGCGCUCACACCACUGGAGCCGCGGUUGGGGAAGAAGCUAAUUGAACCUCUGACAAACCUAAUCCACAGUACCUCUGCCAUGUCUCUGCUGUAUGAAUGUGUCAACACUGUAAUUGCAGUGUUGAUUUCCUUGUCUUCUGGGAUGCCUAACCACAGUGCUAGUAUCCAGCUCUGUGUGCAGAAACUGCGAAUCCUGAUAGAAGACUCGGACCAGAACUUGAAGUACCUGGGCCUGCUGGCCAUGUCAAAGAUCCUGAAGACCCACCCCAAGUCAGUGCAAUCUCACAAGGACCUCAUCCUCCAGUGUCUGGACGACAAGGACGAGUCCAUCCGCCUGAGAGCUCUGGACCUGCUCUACGGCAUGGUAUCAAAGAAGAACUUGAUGGAGAUUGUGAAGAAGCUGAUGCUGCAUGUAGACAAAGCAGAAGGAACCACCUACAGAGAUGAGCUGCUCACCAAGAUCAUCGACAUCUGCAGCCAGAGCAACUACCAGUACAUCACCAACUUUGAGUGGUACAUCAGUAUCCUGGUGGAGCUGACCCGAUUAGAGGGCACGCGGCACGGCCACCUCAUCGCCUCUCAGAUGCUGGACGUGGCUAUUCGGGUCAAAGCCAUCCGGGUCUUUGCUGUCGCCCAGAUGGCCACUCUGCUGGACAACGCCCACCUGUUGACAGGAAACAUGCAGCGAAAUGGCAUCUGUGAAGUGCUCUAUGCUGCAGCCUGGAUCUGCGGAGAGUUCUCAGAACACUUGGAGAACCCGAUGCAGACGUUGGAGGCCAUGCUGCGGCCCAAAGUGGCCACUCUGCCGGGCCACAUCCAGGCUGUGUACGUGCAGAACGCAGCCAAGCUGUUUGCCACCGUGCUGAAGGCUCAGGAGGGGAACACAGACAGCACAACUGCACAGGAAACCAGCCAGCUGAUGAUAGACAGGCUGCCGCUGUUUGUCCAGAGCGCCAACCUCGAAGUGCAGGAGAGGGCGUCCUGCAUCCUGCAGCUGGUCAAGUACAUCCAGAAACUGCAGCAGAAGGACGUAGAAGUAGCGGAAGAAGUCAACGCUCUGUUUGCUGGAGAGCUCAACCCUGUAGCCCCCAAGGCACAGAAGAAAGUGCCUGUUCCUGAAGGCCUGGACCUGGACGCUUGGAUCAAUGAGCCUCCAUCUGAAAGCGAGUCUGAGGAUGAGCAGCCCAAGGCUAUUUUUGCCAAGGAGGAGCCCAAACACUCCCGCACCCGUCACACAGAGGUGGACGAGAAGGAGCUGGCGAGGAGGAGAGAAGCCAGAAAACAGGAGCAAGCCAACAACCCGUUCUACAUCAAGGCCUCCCCAUCCUCGCAGAAGGUUUACCAGGAUGCUCCUGGAGUGGAGCACAUCCCCGUCGUGCAGAUUGACCUCAGUGUGCCUCUCAAAGUCCCAGGUCUGCCUAUGUCUGACCAGUACGUGAAGCUGGAGGAGGAGCGUCGGCAGAAGGAGAGAGCAGAGAAGAAGAAGAAGGAGAAGAAGAAGAGGAAAGAAAAGCGCAGCGGACGAGGGAAGAAACAUGAUUCGGGCCCAGAGAGCGAGGAGGACAUCACGCCUGCGCACCAGGUCGACAUUGUGACAGAGGAGAUGCCAGAGAAUGCCUUACCCAGUGAUGACGAUGACAAAGACCCCAAUGACCCACACAAAGCCCUGGACAUCGACCUGGACAACUUGAUGGAAUCGGCUGGGCGCAGGCCGCUCGCAGACAGCGAGAAGCUACCGGUCAGGUCACACCGUGCAGCAGAGGCUGCUAAAAGCCCGGUAGAAGACGGGGAGACGGAGAACGCCACCUCGCUGGAGCCCAAGAAGAAGAGCAGCAAAGAAAAGAGGGAGAAGAAGAAGGACAAAGACAGGGAUAGGAAGAAGAGCAAAGAAGAGAAGAAGAAGAAGAAACACAAACAUGAAGAAAAGGAGGAGGAUCUCCUCGGAGGUCAGGCGGAUGAGCCCGUGGUCCAAUCGGAAGAAGCCAGUGAGGUGGCAGCACCGCCCACCUCCACCAGCGCUGAGGUUUCGGACCUGGAUUUCUGGCUCUCAAACGCUCCAGUGCCCUCUAACACCCAGGAAGCAGCAACCGUAGCAGCAGCAGCAGCAUCAGAAGCGGCAGCAGCAGCAGAAGCAGCCCCCGAGCCCGAGGCACCCGCCGGCACAGCGCCAGACUCCGAGCCCGACGAGCCCAAAGACGCCGAGAUGGAGGAGACCAAAUCCUCCAAGCACAAGAAGAAGAAGCAGAAAAAGGAGAAGGAAGAGAAGGAGAAGAAAAAGAAGAAGAAGCACCAUCACCACCACCACCACGGCGACGGAGGAGGAGAGGAGUCGGUGCAGAACGGCACCGUCGAGGAGGAAGAGCCUCUGCCGCCCAUGUCCAAUUACUGCCUGCUGGCUGAGAACUCCUACAUCAAGAUGAUGAUGGAAGAUGCUGAUCAGGUUUACGACAUCCAGGGGAACCUGCAGGAUGGCAGUCAGGUGGUGGUGUCGGUUAUAUUUGAAAACAAGUGCGACAGCUUCCUCAAAUCCAUGGAGUUCAACGUCCUGGACUCUCUGAACUCCAAGCUGCAGAGGCCAGAAGGUUCAGGUCCUCACGACGGCCUCACCGUCCCCUUCCAGCUGCCUCCUGGAGUUUCCAACGAAGCGCGAUUCGUCUUCACUGUGCAGAGCAUCGUAAUGCCACAGAAACUGAAGGGAACCCUCACCUUCAUAGUCAAGAACGAAGACUCCUCCACUCACGAGAAACUGGACUUCAAACUGCACUUUACCUGCACCUCCUACCUAAUCACUACUCCGUGCUACAGCGAUGCGUUUGCGAAGCUGCUGGAGUCGGGCGACCUGAAGGGCAGCUCUGUCAGGCUGGAGGGAGUCAACAUGCCCUUCCACCACCUACUGGCCAGGAUCUGCUUCCACCACCACUUCUCUGUUGUGGAGCGGAUCGACUCCUGUGCCUCCAUGUACAGCAGGUCAAUCCAGGGUCACCACGUCUGUCUGCUGGUCAAAACUUCCGCUCAGACCGUCUCCAUUGACGCUAAAUGUGACGAGCCGACGCUGCUCGGGAAUGUGCUGGACGAGAUCAAGCAGACCUUCUCUCAGUGCUGAUUGUGUCUGACAGCCCCAGGGUGCCCCCCGACCCCUCCACGCCGCCCCCCGACCCCUCCCUCACCGAAACACGACAUAAUCAUGUUACCAAACACUGCGGCUGGCACGUCCAGUAUCGCCUAUUUAUUGGUCCUCAGAUUUGCAAGAUUUCUUUCCCUCCUGCUCCUCCUCCUCGUCCUCCUCUUCCUCCUUCCUCCUCCUCUUCCUCCUUCCUCCUCCUCCUCCUCCUCCUCUGUCGUUCCUCUGCACUCUGAGCUCUGUGGUCCCUCCUUCGUACUCGCUGUUGUUUUACAGACUCAUGGUGUAAACGCUCCGUCUCCUCUGCGCUGCGCUUUGAUUUUUACUUCCUGGUUUUUCGGACAGCCAAUCCGCUGCACUCUGACUCUGCCGCCGAGCUCCUGGUUCUGGACGCCCGGCGUCCUCUGCUCUGCCCUUUUUUUCCACCCUCCACUCUGUGACAGUCGUGUAAUGUGAUGUUGACAACUGGACUUUUUUCUCUCUUUUUUUCUUUUUUUUUGCUGUUUAUGGUUGAAUUGUAUUUUUACUGUUUUGAAGUUUUCUGUUUGUUUUUUUUCUGUUUGUCGUUUUGUCGCUUUUCUGUUUCUUGUCUGAAGCCCGUCUGCGCCUUCGUCUCACCCCUCCGGUCCGCUCACUAAACCUCGAGCUGCUCAUCUGUGUCGACCUGAAACAAAAACCCACAACACGUGACUGCGUGUUUUCUCAGACUAGCUGGAAGAACGGCCACUCUUUAACCUGCUCACCCGCCGCUGACCCGCUGCCUGGAGGAGACCAGACGCUGGGCGACAGCAGAGCGGACAUGAAACCAAAGCUACAUAUAAGGCGUGGGUUUUCCACUCGUAUCAGGGCUGCUGCCCCCACUGGCCUUCCUGGCAGAGGCUCAGAGCAGAUCUGCUGCUGUUAGCUUAACAGAAUCCUUGCGUGGCACGACGGCUGAUCUGUGCAGUAGUUCAGUGGGUUUGCUGUGAGCCUUCGUCCUGCCGUCUGACCUGCUCCAGCCCCUCAUACAUCUCAUAGAGCCCCACCUCCCCCCCUCCAGUGUAUCUGACCCAUCUGUGCUAAGCUGCAGGUUGACCUCCCCCCAGACUUUGAACAUAUCAUUCCUUUUGAUGGAAAGAGUUUGAAACGAUAGAGUGGAUGUACAGUGUCAUGUGAGGACGCCACCUUCAUUCAUCUCAUCCUCCGCUCACGGCUCGCUGUACAGAAGAUGUUCUGUUAUUGUUCUGACUAAGGAUCGUUUCCUCUGAAGCCACCGUGGUGCUGCAGGCGUCGCUCGUGUCAACAUACUGAUGUGGUUUAAGGAGAGCUGCCCAUCACUGCCCCGCGUCCUGUCUCCAUCCCACAACCAGCCGCUCUGCGUAUUCGGUUGCUGAAGCUGUUUUCUCUGUUAACUCGUCCCUCUGAGUCAGUAUUAGCCGGCGUCGCCUCGGCAGCAGCGAGCGGCUUCGUCCGUCUCCGUGUGAAACGUUUGCGCCUGAUGAUGAAAUCCCUUCGUGUUUCUUUCUCCUUCAGAAACUGCCUUUUUUUUGUUUGUGCAUUAACGUGGUAUGAGGAACACGCGUCGUCUUCUGAAGAACUCGGCCUCCUCGUAGAGCUCUCUCUGAGGUACUUGAUGUUUGAAUUUUUUGUGUUUCAAGUCACCGACCCCGUCCAGCGCAACCUAACCUUGUAGUAGCAAGAAGAGAACUGACUCGGUAGCGUCUCUGUUCAUAUAUAUACCGGUAAGGCCCCUUCACACCUGUCUGCUGUUGUAGAUAAACGAUGAUGAUGAUGAUGAUGUCUGUGACCUGGAGGUCGGGUCCGCCGCUCCACUAGAUCUUCAGUCCAGUAGUAGAGUCUGUGCACAGAGGUGAUCAGCUGUUUCUUCAGGAAUGUCAAUAGAAAAUAAACCUGUAUGUUACUCCUGCUCCUGAAAACGACUGAUAUCCCAGAAACGACUCCUUAAUCAUCCCGAUGAUUCUGAUCAUUCUGUGCAUAAUAUUAGAUUAAAAUUUGUAUAUUGCAUGAUUAGGAAUGUACACUUUUUAUUUCCCUUUUUUUUUCUCCUGUUCCACAAACAAAAACUCGUCAUUCCAUUUCUUUUUUUUUUUUUUUUUUAAAUGAAGUUUACUUGACCAUUCUCUAUUUUUGAUGGUAUUGUGUUUUUAUCUAUUCUCAGUUCAGACAAUUAAAAAAAGAAAAGAAAAGGAAAGCUAUCAUUGAAUGUUUUAAAUUAUUGAACACGCGGGAAGGACGGGGGGUUCUGUUCGGGGUUCUGUUCGGUGUCGCCGCGCCGACGGCUCGGGGCUCCCAACCAAAAGAAGCCGUGUACUGAGGGGCGACCCACUCUGUCUUAAUUCUCUGUUGGUUCGGUUGUAGUGAGUUAUUUUACCAAGUUUGGCUUGUGACAUUGACAAAUAUACUCUCAUAUGACGGAUUUCUAAUGGUCAUGUCUUUUUAUUUCUCCAUCUUCAACUAUCCAGCUGUACAAUGUCAUGUUUUAAAAAGGGGACAGCAUAAAUUAUCUACAUUCCCUUUACAGAAAGUCCACCUAAAUUAAAAGAAUAAAGGCUGUGACAAGCUG